UCCACAUGCCAGAACUUAUCAUCGUUGACCUGCUCGUCCAUUCAUCUCAUCUUGGUCUAUGGCUGGGUUGAUUUGAAGUAUGCAGACUGAAAACAGAGCUAGGAAAUGAAAGAAGUUGAUUGAAAAAAGCUAAGCUCUUUCUCCAGAUUCCUAAAGUACCAAAAUUUGAUCAACCAACAGGAGAGAAAAGGACAAUCAAUUCCUCAACCUCGAUCAAUAUCCAUCUCGAGUUGGAGGCCAGGAUAGAUGACGUUUGCUGCAGAUAUUCUGAUGUCUAAAGACAAUCAUGAAACCCUUGAGGAUAGCAACUCAAGUGGAUUAAUAGAUUAUAUGGAAGAAGCUGUCCAACAAGCAGGGCAUUUUGGAAUAGCUGAUCAAAUUGCAACUAUUGGGGCGAUUGACAAUGUCUCUCAAGUGCGUGAAAAGAUUAAUAAUUUGAAGAGUCAAACUCAAGCUUAUAGGGCCAUUAUAACAUCACAACAGAAUCAGGCAUUCCUAGAUGACAAUUCUGUGGUGGAAUAUGCUGACAAUAUCCUUGAGAUUUUGAAAUGCUGCAAGGAUAUUUUGGAAGUUACCUUCAAAGAGAUUAGUGAUCUUGAGAAAAGGUUAUUGCUCUUGAAAAUGUUUUUAGAAUUCAUUACUACACUAGGCGUUGAAGGUGAAAAGUUGCAAGAUCUCUUGAUUGGUAUUAUAAGUGUGCUUGAUACUGCAACAUUGAUAUCUGACCAAUGUUUUCUCAUUGGAGGGGAAUCAGAGAUGGUAAAUGUGAUCAAAGAUUGCAUGGCUAAGGCCAGGUUUAUAGACUCUGAGGUAAUAGAUCUUUUGCUAAAAAGUUUGAAGUCUACUUCAAGCGCAUCAGAAUUUGACAUGAUUGUUCGAAUAGCUGAUGAAAUUCUCAUUUUUCUCCAAGAUGUUUUAAGGGUGACACUAAACCAUGGGGCAGAUAUGAAUAAUCAAGUAAAAGAUGAUGAAAUUCACUUGGAACUCGAAUUCUUGGAAUCUUUUCUCUCCAAUAAGUCAAGCCAAUAUAUUGAACAUGUGAAAUCCAUCUCGUCACAUGUUGAAGUUGUAUUCACAGCACACGCACCAAAAUUGUUUUCUAUAGGUGAAUUGGAUUAUCUUUCUGAGUUAUCCAAAGAUCUUAAGCUUAUCAAGGCAGAAGUGCGCAUAUUAGAACACCUGGACAAUACCAUGGAGCCUCAAAUCAAGGAUCAAACUGAAACCCUUCUUGAGGGAUUGGUGUUUAUGCGGAAUUACUUAAUGAGUCAUAAAAUGAAGCAAAUUUAUUGCUCAGAUUUCUCUCUCUACAAACACAUAGAAGAAAUGGCUUUUAAGGGAGAAUCAAUAAUUUCUUCAAUUAUUGACAAUGGAGUGAAAGAAGAUUUAGUGGGGAUGCUCGAAGAUAUUAAGCACUUGAAGAUAAGAGCUAGUGGAAUUUAUCUAGAGCCAACAACAUUGAAAUUCCCAAGGGUCAAUCAGAAAGCCUUUCUUGAUUCUUUCCUCCAAUAUCUAAAAGAGGAUGUGAUCCCUACAUCAAACAAGGUUGCGCUGGUAAAGCGGCAAGUUAUGGCAAUCCAUUCUAGUUUAGAGUCAUUAAAAACUUCAUUCUCUCAUGCAAUUGAGUUGUACAAUGAGCAUGAUGAGGAAUUUAAAGCUAUCAAGAGUCGUGUUGUAGAUGCUGUUUUUGAAGCAGAAUACACAAUUGAUUCAUUUUUGGUGAGGCAACAUCAUCUUUGGUAUCAUAUGUUGGAGCUUUUCCAAGUCACAGAAAAAAUUCAAUCCAUUGACAGUAGGAUUGAGAUUUUUAACAAGAAUUGGGAAGCUGAAGAUAGAAGUACUCAACAGAUGAGCACCCAUGUUUUACCUGAAGUUAAUCAAGGCAAAGUUGUGGGUGUUGAGAACGAGGUGAAAGAGAUUGUAGAGAAACUUGCCAAUGGGAAAAAAGAACACCACGUUAUCUCAAUUGUUGGUAUGCCAAAACUUGGCAAGACAGCUUUAGCAAAGGCAGUAUACUAUAAUGAAAGAUUUUUGAACCAUUUUGAUGUUCGUGCAUGGUGUGAUCUUUCUGGAGUAAAUACAAAAAGAAAUUUGUUAAUGGGGCUUCUGAAUCAAGUUGGUAUGAGGGCUCAAAUUCGUGAUUUUUAUGAUGAUGGAGAUUUAGCUCAGUUUCUCAAGAAAAGCCUUUGGGGAAGAAGGUAUCUUAUCGUUAUGGACGAUUUACAGGAUAUUGAAAUAUGGGAAUACUUUCAAAGGGUAUUUCAUAAAGAAAACAAUGGGAGCGGAAUUAUUUUCACCACUCGGUUCCACGGGUUAGUUUCAAAACUCAGUGACCAAACCAUAAAAUUUGUUCAUCUUGGAUUUAUUCCUACUUCAAUAUCUUGGAUGUUGUUAAAAAACAAGAUAUUUGACAAUGAUUGCUCUGGUAAAUUGGAAGAAAUUGGAAUGCGUAUUGCAGAGAGGUGUUACGGAAUACCUUUUGCAAUUCAUUUGGCAGUUGAAACUCUGAGAAUGAUGGAAAAGAAUCCAGAUAGGUGGGGGGAAGAAGAAGAAAGGCUUUUCUCUCAAAAUAUUACCUACCUGAAUGAUAACAUAUUAGAACCCAGUUACAAGGACUUGCCUGAGAAAUUGAAAUCAUGUUUUCUUUACUGGGGGCCAAUUAUAAAGAGUGAAACAAUUCCCAUCAAAAAGUUGAUAUGGUUAUCCAUUGCUGAGAAACUUGUACAACAAACAACAAACAAGAGCUUAGAGGAUCAAGCAAAUGAUUUAUUACUGGAGUUACAGACAAGUGAGGUACUUGUUGUAGCUCAACAAAUAUUCAAUGGCAGAAUUAAAAAAUGCAAUAUUGUUGAACAGUUCUCUGAAUUUUGCUUGAAAAAGUGUAGGGAAGAACACAUUUGGGAGCUAAUAAAUGGGAGAGAUGCAGAUACUAAAUCAAAGCAAGAGCCCUACACUCAAUGUCGCCUGUACAUCCAUUCCAAUGGAAGACAUUUUCUUAUGUCAAAGCCUAGUGGUUCACAUGUGCGUUCUCUGAUAUUUGGUGUUGAGGACAAGUUAAUUAUGGACUGUGAUGUCACAUGCAUCACAAACAACUUUAGGUUGCUUAGAGUAUUGGAUUUUGGGAGCAUUAACGUUGGCAAUUCAUUUCCACGAGAAAUAGAGUUGAUGAUUCUGUUGAAGUACCUAGCUAUUCAUGGUAAUUUUGAUUCCAUCCCAGAGUCCGUAUCUAAUCUAGGUGAUCUUGAAACUUUUCUUAUCAAAGGAUCAAAAGCUGGAUCAGAAGCUGUUGGGCUACCCCACACUGUGCAACAUAUGAGGAAGCUAAGGCAUUUGCAUAUAUAUCCACAUGCUGUAUUUCUUCCAGGUCCAAAUUAUCAUGGACAGAAGUCAUUGAUGUUAUCUAUGGAAUCAGAUCUACAGACCAUUUCUGCACUUCCUCUUGUUUAUGAUGUGGGCAGUACUUGGACAGAAAAAGAGCACAUGCAAAAGUGGUUAGGGAAUGUUCGAAACUUGAAAUUUGUAGUUGCUGAUUCUUCCAGUACUCUAGAGAAGUGCAAUCUCUUCCCUUCUCUAUUGUAUCUAAACAAACUUGAAUCACUCAAGAUUUGUUGUACUCACAGAGUGGUAUCAUCUAGUGACUUUAGCUUUCCCCAGAGCCUCAAAAGACUCACCUUGUCAAAUUUGGCACUGCCAUGGGAUGAAAUUUCUAUAAUUGGGAGGCUGCCCCAGCUUGAGGUUCUGAAGCUUCUUUGCAAUGCCUUUAAGGGUUCAAAAUGGGAGAUGAAAGAUGAUAAGUUUCCUAGACUCAAAUAUUUAAAGCUUGACUCUGUAGAUAUUCAACAAUGGAUAGGUGAUGAUGAGGACUGCUUACCACACCUGGAGUGGCUGGCUCUGCGAAGCUGUGAGCAACUUGAGAUGAUCCCUUCCUGCAUUACCAAUAAUUUUAACCUCCAGACAAUUGAGUUUUGGGGAUGCAGUGAUUCAAUAAAGAAUUUGGCAAAAAAAAUCAAUGAAGAAAGGGUAGAUGUCGGUUGUGAACAACUUAUUAAGGUUGUUGACCAUCCACAUCGUGCAUAGAAGGUAUAAUUGGACAAAGAUUCAUAUUAAUAAAUGGAUGUAUUUGUAGUGUUAUGUCAAGCUGAGGACAUGAAAGAUCUGCUUACUAAACUCUUCAGGACCUAUUGUGAAUUUGCAGCAAGUUAAAGGAAAGAAGUGAAACAAACUGGUGCAAUGUGUUCUUUUUCUUGUUUUUAAUGGAUUUUGUUAUAGAAAGUUUUAAGAACUGGUGCAAGUUGGACUUUGGCUUUAAUGCUCAAACUUUUUAAUAUUUUGCUUUUUACAAAGUUUUAACCUCCAAUAUUAUUAUAAUUGCUUUAGUAA
Molecule: messenger RNA, 4377 nt
Organism: Ipomoea triloba (trilobed morning glory)
Lineage: Eukaryota; Viridiplantae; Streptophyta; Magnoliopsida; Solanales; Convolvulaceae
Product: putative late blight resistance protein homolog R1A-3
Exons: 4
Coding region: 247-4074 (1275 amino acids)
Biological process (GO): defense response to other organism
Molecular function (GO): ADP binding
Source: RefSeq, a predicted model, not a curated record